UUUAGACCAACGGUAGAGGCAGAAAUGGCUUCGGUUACUAAUUACAGUGGCUACAAUCAGUCUGGGGCUCAACAGGCGUAUGGUUCAUACGCAGCCCAGCCUGCACAGGGAUAUGGACAAACAGCACAGCAGGGCUAUCCCCAGCAGGACUACAGUUCAUAUGCCCAGCCUGCAGCCACUGACUCCACUUACGGCCAGGCUGCCUCUUCUACUGGUGGAUAUGCGCAACCACAGUAUGCAGCCUCAUAUGGGCAGACGGCUGCACCAGCUGCAUAUGGAACUCCUCAAGCUGGAGCUCAGGGCUACAGUCAGCCUGCUCAGGGCUACGGAACGAGCAGCUAUUCUAACUCCACUGCGGCUGCUCCUGCUCAGACUGCAUAUGGCACUCAGCCUGGCUACAGCGCUCAGACCGCUUAUCCUGGAUACGGCCAGCAGGCCACCUCCGCUCAGCCAAGCUACAAUGCGAGUGGUCAGGCCGCCUACACCCAAAGUGGCUACUCCCAGCAGCCUGGCUACGGAGGACAGCAGCAGGCUGCCUAUGGUCAAGGACAAUCCCAGCAGCCUUCAUCCACACCCUACGCUUCUCAGUCCAAUGGCUCUUAUGGUCAGUCUCAACCUGGUCAGUACAGCCAGCCCGGUACAGCUCCUCAGAGCAGCUAUGAUCAGUCUGGAGCCUACAGCGGGUACAACCAGGGUGGUGGUUACGGUGGCUCUCAGCCCCCACAACGCGGAGGUUACGGAGGAGACGGCGCCGGCCGUGGAGGGUUUGACAGGGCAGGGAUGCGUGGGGGGCCACGGGGACGUGGGCCAAUGGGCCGUGGAGGCAUGGGCAUGGCUGGAGACAGAGGUGGCUUCAGUAGGCCUGGUGGACCUGGGAUGGAGCGUGAGGGACCCCCAGAGCAGAACGAGUCCGAAAACUGUGCCAUUUACAUCACUGGGCUCACGGAGAAGGUUACGUUGGAGGAUUUGGCAGAGUUCUUCAAAGAUGUCGGCGCAAUCAGGGUGAAUCGUCGCUUAGGACAGCCAGCAAUCAACAUCUACACUGAUCGAGAUUCUGGUAAACCCAAGGGAGACGCCACUCUGUCCUAUGAGGAGCCUCAGUUUGCUCGAGCUGCAGUGGAACAGCAUAAUGGUAAGGAGUUCCAGGGGCGGAAGCUGAGCGUGUCCAUGGCCAAGAGGAAGAACCCACAAGGCAUGAUGAUGAGGGGAGGAAUGCCUAUGAGAGGAGGACCACCAAUGGAUCGUGGAGGUUUCAUGGGUCGAGGUGGAGAGAGGGGAGGAUUUUCUCCCCGUGGGGGCCCUCGUGGUGGCAUGCCUUUCGGUGGUCCACCGGGUGGCAACAACGUACCAAAGAGAGUCGGAGACUGGGAAUGUGCGAGCCCUGGCUGUGGUAACCAAAACUUUGCAUGGAGGACCGAAUGUAACCAGUGCAAAGCUCCAAGGCCAGAAGGCAUGAGCCCCCCUCCAGGUGGUGACCGUGGCCGAGGUGGAAUGGGCCGUGGGGGCAGAGGGUUCGAGCGCGGCGGCCCUGGCGGUAUGCGUGGAGGCUGGGGAGGUGAACCCGGAGGUUUCCGCGGGGGCAGAGGGGGAAUGGACCGCGGCGGAUUCAGAGGCGGCAGCCGAGGCGGCCCGCCCAUGGAGCGGGGAAUGAGGAGAGGAAUGGGACCAGGAAAGAUGGACAUGAGGGAUCGUCAUGAGCGCAGAGAAAGGCCCUACUAAAGCUUUUCAAAUGUGCCGAGUGAAGAACCUGUGUAAAAGUGUGUAUUUUUAAAAUGGUCUUUUUAAUUUACAAGUCCAUAUUUAUACAUGGUUAGCAAAUCACCUGCACAUCUGUCCGCCUUGCUUUUUAUUACCCUCUCCGAGUUAUUUUUUUACUUGAAUCUGUGUUUGCUUUUUUGUCGUCUUCUCUUCACCCCACUGUGUACAAAACCACAUAUUGUAAGUUUUAUUUUGUAUCGUUUUACCCCCUCCUCGCCAUCAAUAUGUAACAUUUCUAUCAAAAUAAACUUUUCUGGAUUUCCUUUUAA
Molecule: messenger RNA, 2027 nt
Organism: Trichomycterus rosablanca
Lineage: Eukaryota; Metazoa; Chordata; Actinopteri; Siluriformes; Trichomycteridae
Gene: ewsr1b
Product: EWS RNA-binding protein 1b
Exons: 16
Coding region: 25-1719 (564 amino acids)
Biological process (GO): regulation of DNA-templated transcription
Cellular component (GO): nucleus
Molecular function (GO): transcription coregulator activity; RNA binding
Source: RefSeq, a predicted model, not a curated record